GGAUGAGCAUCACAACCUACACCGCCGCUCGUAUCCUCAAGGGACAGCUGAAGAACCAGACUGGAGAGGAGACAGUGAUGACCAUGGACACUUUCCCCAACGUGGGGUUGGUUAAGACCUACAGUGUGGACUUCCAGAUUCCUGACAGCGCUGCCACAGCGACUGCAUAUCUCUGCGGAGUCAAAACCAACCUCAACACUGUCGGGGUCAGUGCAGCCGCCCGGAACGGCAUCUGCAAGUCCCAGAAGGGGAAUGAGGUGACAUCCAUUUUGAAGUGGGCCAAAGACGCUGGCAAGUCUGUUGGCGUAGUGACAACGACUAGGGUGCAACACGCCACCCCAGCGACCACUUACGCCCACAGUGCCAGCAGGAAGUGGUACAGCGACGCCGACAUGCCUGACAGUGCCAAGAAGGAAGGCUGUACCGACAUCUCUUCGCAGCUGAUCAAAAACGUUGACAUUGACGUGAUCAUCGGGGGAGGCAGGAAGUACAUGACUCCGAGAGGCACCAAGGAUCCAGAGUACCCCACGGACUACUCCUCCCGAGGCAAGAGAAAGGAUGGCCGUGAUCUCAUCAAGGAGUGGCAGACCUUGAAGACGGGAAAGGUGGCUCACUACGUGUGGAACAAAACAGACUUUGACGCCGUUGAUCCAAAGAAAACCGACUACCUCUUGGCUCUGUUUGAACCGGGCGAUCUGCGCUAUGAAGCUGACCGGGAUCCAAGGAUGGACCCGUCCAUCGUGGAGACCACAGAGAAAGCCAUCCGCAUCCUGCAGAAGAACCCGAAAGGCUUCUUCCUGCUGGUGGAGAGUGGCCGCAUCGACCAGGCCCACCAUGACGGGCGAGCGUACAUGGCGCUACACGAGGCUGUUGCUCUGGACUACGCUGUCGCCAAAGGUCUUGAACUCACCAAUGAGGAGGAAACGCUCACCAUCGUGAUGGCCGACCACUCCCACCCCUUCUCCUUCAAUGGAUACCCCUUCAGAGGGCAGAGCAUUCUGGGUAAGUCGCCACUGUGGGCCUCAGACGUCCUUCCUUACACCACGCUGAUGUACGGAAAUGGACCGGGACACAAGCUCACCAAAGGAAAGCGUCCUGACCUCCGCGACGUCGACACCAAAACAAAGGACUAUGUGCAGUUUGCUGCCGUUCCUACAGAGUCAGCCACCCACAGCGGUGAGGACGUGGCAGUGCUCGCCCGUGGGCCCAUGUCUCACCUCUUCCAUGGGGUCCAGGAGCAGAACUUUGUAGCCCAUGCCAUGGGCUAUGCCGCUUGUAUCGGCGCUGACCAGAGACACUGCCAAAAAUCUCCUUUGACAGUUGACAGGAACGCAGCCGCUGAGUGGCGCACCUUCACCACCUUGAUGCCGACCAUCCUCACUGCCCUGCUGUCACUGAAGGUUUUGAUGUAA
Molecule: messenger RNA, 1412 nt
Organism: Synchiropus splendidus (mandarinfish)
Lineage: Eukaryota; Metazoa; Chordata; Actinopteri; Syngnathiformes; Callionymidae
Gene: alp3
Product: alkaline phosphatase 3
Exons: 9
Coding region: 3-1412 (469 amino acids)
Biological process (GO): dephosphorylation
Cellular component (GO): plasma membrane
Molecular function (GO): alkaline phosphatase activity
Source: RefSeq, a predicted model, not a curated record